This is a messenger RNA of Erpetoichthys calabaricus (reedfish), 2223 nucleotides long. RefSeq names its product gastrula zinc finger protein XlCGF8.2DB-like. Gene Ontology annotation, cellular component: transcription regulator complex; PcG protein complex. Gene Ontology annotation, biological process: regulation of transcription by RNA polymerase II. Gene Ontology annotation, molecular function: RNA polymerase II cis-regulatory region sequence-specific DNA binding; DNA-binding transcription factor activity, RNA polymerase II-specific. Bases 167 to 1270 code for a protein of 367 amino acids. The transcript has 3 exons. The record is from RefSeq and is a predicted model, not a curated record. NCBI's taxonomy places the organism in Eukaryota, Metazoa, Chordata, Cladistia, Polypteriformes, Polypteridae.
GCGACGAAACGUGAAACCAGAGCGCGCCUCGGGGGCUCUAAACUUGAGAAGUAAACUGGAGGCAGUGAUCUAGACUGUGGGUUUUUGUCGCCGAAAGGAGCGGCCUUUAACCUAGCCCUAGAGGUAGGGCAAGGAAGACGCAGUUACCAUUAACUGUAACGCCAAUAUGGAUAUGAAAGAGGAGACAUGUGAGGCUGACAUAAAGACAAUGGAGUUAAUGUCUGUAAAUAUUAAGAAGGAGGACUGUGAAUGGGAGUCUAUCCACCCUAACAAGGAGAGUCCCAGCAUUAAGGAUGAAGAUUGUGAACUUGUAACUGCAGAUAUUAAAGAAGAGGCCAAGGAGACAUCUGUCAGCAUUGAGGCGCACACACCAAAAAGUAUGGAGAGUACUGAGCCCAAGGUGAGGUCUGACAAAAAGAGGACCAAGAAAAAGUCAUCAGUUAGAACUCGGGAUGACCAGCCAUCGUCUACACAGCAGUGUGGAGAAAGAAACAAACCUCAUUGCUGUCCUGAGUGUGACAAACAGUUCUGGUACAAGAGUGCUCUUCAGAAACACAGAAGAAUUCACACAGGAGAAAAGCCACAUUGCUGUACUGAAUGUGGCAAACGAUUCUCGCAAAUUAACCAUCUCAAGUGCCACAAAAGGAUUCACACAGGAGAAAAGCCACAUUGCUGUUCUGAAUGUGGCAAAGAAUUCUCCCAUUUUAGCAAUCUCCAGAACCACAAAAGGAUUCACACAGGUGAAAUGCCACAUUGCUGUUCUGAAUGUGGUAAACAAUUCUCACAUAUUAGCAACCUCCAGCGACACAAAAGGAUUCACACAGGAGAAAGGCCACAUUGUUGUUCCGAAUGUGGCAAACAAUUCUCGCAAAUUAGCAAUCUCCAGAGCCACAAAAGGAUUCACACAGGUGAAAAGCCAUAUUGCUGUUCUGAAUGUGGUAAACAAUUCUCACAUAUUAGCAAUCUCCAGAGCCACAAAAGGAUUCACACAAGAGAAAAGCCACAUUGCUGUUCUGAAUGUGGCAAACAAUUCUCUCAAAAGAGUGGUCUACAGAGACACAUUAGAAUUCACACUGGUGAGAAGCCGUAUUGCUGUAUUGAAUGCGAAAAGCAAUUCUCUGACAAGAGCCAUCUACGGAACCACACAAGAAUUCACACUGGAGAGAAGCCGUAUUGCUGUACUGAAUGUGGCAAGCAAUUUUUUGACAGGCGACGUCUUCAGAGUCACACAAGAAUUCACAUUGGAGAAAAGCCGUAUUGUUGUAAUUAAUGUGGAAAACAAUUCUCGCAAAUUAGCAAUCUCUAGAGACACAAAAUAAUUUACACAAAUGAAAAGCCACAUUUCUGUUCUGAAUGUGGCAAGCAAUUCUCACACAGGAGCCAUCUUGGGAGCCACAGGAGAAACAUUGUAUGGCUGAAAUUAAUGUGGGAAAGAAUUCUAUCACAAGAGUACUCUUCAGAAAUACAGCCGAAUUCACAAUGGAGAGAAGUAGUGGCUUACUACAGGGACAACUUUCCUGAUCCAAAAAUCCAAACAAACAAAUAUUCCAAAGAAAUUUUACAUUUAUUUACAACAUUUAUGAUACAAUUGGUUACCUUGUUGUUGUUUUUUUCCAAUUGGAGAACAGGCAAGUCAAGGGCCAUGCUCAGGGUCACACAGUGUCAGUAGCUGGAUUUGAACCCAGAAUUUGUCAGGGUUUCAUCUCCAAAUCCUUAAACACUAUGCCACACUGCCUGCUUUGUGGUCCAAUAGCCUGCUUCUCUAGCAUCUACAAAUUAUUCAUAGCAAUAGACGCAGAGUUAAAUGACAUACAUCUGAACCAUAGCAUCUUGAUGGCGGGAACAUAAAAAGGGAACAAGAGAAAGUCGUAUGGGACUAAAGACCAGCUACUACUGGACAAAGUGAUCAUGGAGUGCUGUAAAAGGCAGAAACCUUAGUGUGGCGUAGAUUGAUUAUCAAAAAGCAGUAUAUGACAGUGUUUGUCACUCUUGGAUCCUGAAAUGUCUACACCUUUACAAAGUCCACCCCAUUCUGGUAAGUUUCAUUUCAACUGCCAUGCCUCACUGGCAAACAGCCCUGCAACUUCACCAUAACAAAGGACGGAUCACUAUCCCAAACAUAAAAAUAACAAUUGCCCUUUAAACAUUACUCUUUGUAUCACAGCAGUAUGUUUUACAUGAAUGCAAUUUACUUUAAAUAAAACUAUUUUAUUAUAUAACUCA